This is a messenger RNA of Protopolystoma xenopodis, 495 nucleotides long. NCBI's taxonomy places the organism in Eukaryota, Metazoa, Platyhelminthes, Monogenea, Polystomatidea, Polystomatidae. The record is from the annotation of a GenBank genome assembly.
AUGUUCUCAUUCCCUUUAGGCUCUGUCCAAAGUCUGGCUUUCUCUCCAUGUGGGCGAUACCUGGCCAGCGGAAGCUGGUGUGGGACAGUCUGCAUCUGGGAUCUGGCUGCUGGCACUCAACUAGGCCAGCUAGGUGGCCAGGCUGACUACCAUUCUACUGGCUAUCGUGGUAGGUCAUCUCUCGGCUCUAGUCGGUUGGCGGACGAGACUACUGGUCUUGGAGAAGCUGACUUAACAGCUCCGAGCGUCCUUUCAGGGCCUGUAGUUAGUCUGGCCUUUUGUCCUGUGGUUCCAGGAGGGGCAGCCACCGGCUAUUUAGCAGCAGGCAGUUUAGAGGGUGCCGUGCGAAUCUGGGACACUGGGACCGGCCGAACCAGGACGACUCAUAUCGCAGACACUCAAACUUCAGUUGUGAGUAUCGCUUUAAUCAUAUACUUUAGCUUGUAUUCUUUCUCCAAUUUAAAAAACAUUCUAUCACAAAUCAGAAGGCUCUAA